UCUGUGCCUCGCUCAGACAGACUCACACAGGCUCACUCACAGCGUUGGACUGAAAAACGUUCUCAGCUCCGGCCAACAGAGGAGAUGCUUCAGCCUUACUCUUCAUGAGAUUAAUGCAGGACUGAGUGAAGUGGCAGCUCUGCAGCUGAUGGGUCUGCUGCCCUUUCUAUCUUUAUCUCUCUUUUAGUUGGGACGCUAGAGAGAAAUAAAUAGCUCGACACACACUGUUGGGAGGCAAAUGAAUGAAGCAGAACGACAGGGGAUUUCCCAGGCUGCUUUCACACCAAUGGAUCUGGACACAAUUUCUGAAACAGACAAACUGGAUUUGAUAGAAUAGUUUUUGUUUUGUAAAUUAAUCCUUGCAACAAGAUUAUCUCUAAAGAGCUUGCAGACUGACCUUUGUGGAUUUUUACUGUAAAAAAAAACAAAAACACCAUAUCUUUGGCUCAAGGAUGUGCUCUGUGGUCAUGCUUCAUCAGUGGAGUCUGACUGUGUUCUUGCUGUGCUCCCCAGUGACUCUUGAUGGUAGACCAGAUGAUGUACCUAGCAGCAGAAUGAGGAGGUCCGUGAGCCACGCCCAGUUGAUGCAUGACAAGGGCCGAUCCCAGCAGGAGUUCAAGCGUCGUCUGUGGCUGCAGCAGCUGCUGGAGGAGGUGCACACAGCUGAUGAGCGAACGCCACCUGUGGAGAGCAGAACCCCAAGCCAAACCUUCAGUGGGAAUGCCCUGUACCAAAAGCCCCCAGGUGCCACUAAGAACCUCCCUGACAGGCUUCAGCUGGACGAGGAGGGCCCUAACCUGCCCCAGGAGACCAACAAAGCUCUGGCUUAUCAGGACCAGCCUCUAAAAUUGGCCACCAAGAGGAAAAAGAAAGUGAGGUCAGGCCGCCGCAGAGAGAAUGACAAGAAGCGGAGGCGAGCACGGUCUGUCACAACAAAUGAGCCAUGAAGUAUGCGGUACACUGGCUAAGAAACUCCCAACAGCCUUUAUAUGGUACUGCCCUAAGACGCUGACACAGGGUCAGCUAGACUGAGGUCUGACAGACAGACUUGAACAAUGGCUGACUCAGUCAUUUCAUAUCAAGGCCCCGGGGUUGUGCUUGUACAAUAAUAUUUUUCCGUCUUUGUAUUUUAACACAAUCUCAUACUUUCUGGAGUUUCAUCGUAGCAUUUUCUUAGCUAUUUAUUUGGAAGCUCUUUACGACUCUGUAACCGUGGUGUACUUCAAAAGAGCGCUACAUGUUGUCAUUGCUAACCAGCUAUGCACACAAAUAGAGUACCAGAGGAAAUAUUUAUUGCCUGAAUAUAAUGUAACAUGACAAAAAAUGGGAUGCUGAGUCUUCUACUUUUGUUUGGCUCUAUACUGUAUGUGUUGGCUAUCGUGGACUUACAGUUACAGACAAAUUUCAAUGAAUACAUCUGUUCAAACUGUUCUGGCAUAAUUUAUUUCACUUUGAAAGUGUGUAUUUAUUUUGUGAACUGUGUGAUCACGGUGCUGCUGACUAAAUUCCAUAAUGCACUUUAGUUAUAUCCUGUAAAUGUUCUUUUGUGGUUGAGUUUCAUUUUGUUGCUUUUGUAUGGUCCCACUUUCUUACCCCCUCAUGAACCUGUAACUUAUUGGAUUCUUCAUCAAAUUCACUCUCAUCAUUUUACAGUAUAGUUUAUUUUUAUAG
Molecule: messenger RNA, 1671 nt
Organism: Monopterus albus (swamp eel)
Lineage: Eukaryota; Metazoa; Chordata; Actinopteri; Synbranchiformes; Synbranchidae
Product: parathyroid hormone-related protein-like
Exons: 3
Coding region: 453-947 (164 amino acids)
Biological process (GO): bone mineralization
Cellular component (GO): extracellular region
Molecular function (GO): hormone activity
Source: RefSeq, a predicted model, not a curated record